AGUUAUCUUCAGACGCUCGGCGGAGGCGGUCGUGUGCCGUGUAGUCGGCGGAUGUCGCGUAUCAAACUUUUCCGGGAGAUCGGCGUAUUUCAUACAUUUUCGAAGUCGGCCGACUGCGGCUAAUCACUUUUUUGCGUGUGUUUAAAUGCAAUUCGAAACAGUAUUUUCCAUGUGUAUUCUGAUAAAAUACUUUUUGGACUGUAACUAUUUUUUACUUUAAUGAAAAACGUUGUCGUAAUCCGGUAAUAUAAAUUAUUUUUUGUCGCUGUUUUGUAUUAUUUUUCUUUGGAUUACAUAGUUGUACGGUUAAAAAAUGAAUUGAAAAAAGGAAAACAAAAUAUUUUGGCGCCCAACGUGUAACUCAGUUUAUUUUCAGAUGGUACAAAUGUUGACAUUUGUUGUAAUUUCUUUAGGAAUGUAAUAUAUAUUAGUGAAUAUAAAUAUGCACUUUCUUAGUCGUAUUAAUUUAAUAAAAAGCGGAAAUUUGCUAUUAGCGAUAAUAGUUUUGGAUUGGCUGUUCGCCGGAAGUACAGAUGCUACGAUACAUGAACCAGGCUUCACAGGUCCGAUAGCCAAUGUGACAGCGCCGUUGGGCCGAGAGGCAGUCCUCGCGUGUACUGUCCACAAUCUGUCAACAUUUAAGGUGGCAUGGUUAAGAGUGGACACGCAGACCAUUCUUACGAUCCAUAACCACGUGAUAUCUCGGAGUCGGAGGGUGGGGGUAACCCACAGUGACCAGAGGGUCUGGUUCCUCCACAUCAGGGAACUGAGGGAGACAGACAGAGGGUGGUACAUGUGUCAGAUCAACACCGACCCUAUGAAGAGUCAGCUGGGUUAUUUGGACGUUGUUGUGCCGCCUGAUAUUCUGGAUCGUGGUACGAGCACGGACCAGACCGUGCGAGAGGGCGCGUCUGUCAGUCUGACGUGUGCAGCCAGCGGCUCGCCCUCGCCGCAGAUCGUAUGGAGGAGAGAGCAUUCCAAGCCUAUUACUAUAGCUGAUGGUAUACAAGUGUCAUCACUGGAAGGCCAUGUGCUAAAUAUAAGUAGGGUCAGCAGACAACAUGCUGGGGCGUAUCUCUGCAUAGCUUCCAACGGGGUGCCUCCGACUGUGAGCAAGAGGAUUAUGCUGACGGUGCAAUUUCCACCAGUGAUCACGAUAAGAAACCAGCUGGUGGGCGCUGCACUUGGCACGGACCUAGUCCUUGAGUGUGAGACGGAGGCCUACCCCAAGCCUGUUAGUUACUGGAGCAGGGAGAACGGGGAAAUCGUUCCUGUGGGCGGGGGACUGGAGCCUCAGAAAGUUGAAGGGUCGUAUCGAUCAGUACUGCGGCUGGCGAUACGAAGAAUAACCACCUCGGACUACGGUGCAUACAAAUGCGUUUCCAAGAAUUCACUAGGGGACACCGAAGGCACCAUUAAGUUAUACCCCAUGCCUCCUGCGGCGCUAGAAAACAAGAAUGUUGUACAGCGGCUGAACAUUAUGGCUGACAAAGCAUCGGAAAGCACCCCUUUUGGGACCCAGGACUUCAGGCUACAAGAUUUCAACACAGCUGUUUCCAGGAAUCGACUGUCCUCCAGUUUUUUACUCACAUUAGUUAUUUUAGUUGAAACGGCAAUAUCUUAGGGCUGAUAACGAAAUAAUUAAUUUUAUAUAAAAAGAACAGCUUCCCUAAAGUCAACUAAAUGAAAGCGUUUUUGCGUCUUGAAAGGACAUAUUGAUUCUAUUUACUAAAGACAAGACUAUAUCAAUAUUUUCUAAUGAUAUAAAGAUCAAAGGAAAUGAUAUAUUAAAAAAAAUUACUUUAUCUGCAGAAAAAUUCAAUAUCAUAGUGAUUAAAAUAGUAAAAUGUUAUGAAAUUUUAAUUAUUCCACGAAAGUAGUUAAACAUUGCUUUUGUUAAAAUGAAAUAUAGAGGUAUAAAAUGUAUAUAUAAUUAUGAUCAAAAAUAAAUAAUAGUCUUCAAUAUCCAUUUUCCUUUUAGGGCAGUACCUAUAUAAAUAAUUGUAAAUACUCACUUUAGUAUUAAAGUAAGAAAUACGUUGUAGUAAAGAUUAAGUACGAACCUGAAUGCCACCUUUCUUCUAUGUCUUUUUCCUUUCAUUCAUUCUGUGUAUGGUAUAUUUUUCAUUGAAUAUUUAGGAUAAAAUACAUAAUAUGCUUUCCAUGCGUUUGCGAAUGUCAUUUACAGACACGUAGAUGAAAAUAAUGUAUAAAUGAAUACGACGGUACUGAAAUGUAAAAAAAAAUAUAUAGAUUUUAAAUAUCGAUUAAAAUUUAAUGACUUAAAUUUACAGUAACGAAAUGUAGAUUUAUUAGCGACAUAUCAAUAUAAAAUUAUUUGAAGGUCGUACAGAAUAGCAGUGAAUAUGACAUAUCUGUACAUUAAAAAUCCGACAGUAAUGUAUUAUAGGUAAAUAAAAUAAUAAUACAAAGCGAGAGAUAGAAAGUAUUAAAUAUAGACUGAGUUUCAUAAUUAGGCUUGUAAAUAUAAUAUUUAUUAAAUGUACCGCCAUUGUUUUUUGGUUAAGAAGAAAACAUUAUGUUAUGAAAAAUGUAAAAGUGCUGUAGGCAGUCAAUUACAGGCCGCAUGACGAGGGAACCUGAUUAACGGCUUACAUUUGCUUCUGUAUUUAUAAAAAAUGUAUAUUGAACGAAAGCAGCGCAGUUCACAAAGAAAAUAGCUAAUAAAAAUUAUUAAUAAGUAGAUCAAGAGUUUCUUAACCUUUUUUUGUCCCUUACCUAAUUUAUUGUGUACGUUGUGAAUACCUUUUUUGAUCGCAUUUGUGUUUCGCAAAGAAAUUCGUUAUUUAUAAGUAUUUAAAGGGGCUACUUCAGUCUGUGACAAGUUUGCGGAAGAUUGGUCAAACUAAUUCAACUUUGACCGGCUGUCCGAACUCUCAAUAAAAGCCGAAGUGAAUCCUAACAUUCGAUUGACUAAAGUUUAAUAAGUUUGAUCAGAGGUAGAGGUGGAUUUGUCUCUGGCAAAAAUGCGUAUGUCAGGUUUACACCUGGGAGCAAACCUACCUUUAAACUAGAGGUAGAGAUGUCGUUGACUGAGAAAAUUAUGGACAAUGAAUGAGAAUAGAAAUCAAAUACUGCGCGGUCCACCCUGCCUUGUAAAAGUAGCUAUAAGGUUAUUAGAACUCUGUCCUAUUUCUUCUCGUGUAUUUCUAAUAUUUUUUCCUCUUUCUUCUAUCAGUGAAAUCUAAGAUAUAAGGAUGUCUAUAGUUUUCUCUAUCAACGUGAGGUAUAUAUUUUAGAAAUCACGUUCCUAUUCUGUCCCAACUAGUGUCAAACGUUCUGUAACAUUGCAUGUCGUAUGCGGACCACUACUGCUUUUUGAUGGAAAUAAAUUGGUUUAUUUUA
Plodia interpunctella (Indianmeal moth) is the source of this 3366-nucleotide messenger RNA. Its product is annotated as opioid-binding protein/cell adhesion molecule homolog. Bases 443 to 1624 code for a protein of 393 amino acids. The record is from RefSeq and is a predicted model, not a curated record. NCBI's taxonomy places the organism in Eukaryota, Metazoa, Arthropoda, Insecta, Lepidoptera, Pyralidae. The transcript has 10 exons. Gene Ontology annotation, cellular component: neuron projection.